AUGAGUAUGCAAUUUCUUUACGAAGAUGGAAAAGGACAUGUUGUUGAUGAGCACGGAGUUGAGCCGAUGGAUCUUGUUGUUGACGAGGAGCUAUUCGCUAUCGAAACAAUAAGCUCUCGUACUCAAUUCCUAAUGAAUAAACCUCCGGAAAGAUAUUCUAAUCCUGUAAUGCAUCCAGUUUCAGACGAUAGGAAUAAUGAUGUUGAUAUGGAGUUAUUCAACAAGCGACGCUAUACAGUUUACUCUGAUGAUGAGAAAACGAGAUUUUUUCACCUAUUUUUUAGCAAAUGCUUAAGUGCUUCUGCUGCCGCGAGACAAUUAGGUAUUCAUAUUCGUGCAGCUCAGAGAUGGGUCAAACGUUAUUAUGAAGAUCCUGAGAGUAUUUUCGAAAAAAAAGAAAAAGUCAGGUGCAUUGAUGAGAAUCCUUCUGCUGUUUUAACUGAAGUGGUAGGAAGUUUAAUGCAAAACUUUGUAGAUCUUAAUGUUUCUCGUAGUACUGUUUAUAACUUCAUGACAACGCAGUGCAAUCUAUCAAUUAAGCAGGUGCAGUUCCAUUCUGUAGAAAGAAACAGCGAGGAAAAAAUUCAGCAAAGGUACGUUUGGGUCCAAAAGUGGCAGCAAACUGACAUGGACUUUACAACAAAUUGUGUCUUUCUGGAUGAAUCAGCCUUUCACAUUAAUUUGAAACGAGGUAUGGCUUGGUCAAAGAAGGGAACUCCUGCAAUAGUUACAGUGCCUAUGACUAAAGCGAAAGCAACAUCUAUUUUAGGUGCCAUAUCGGCCACUGGCUUAAUUAAUGUUAGUUUGAGAGUUCCAAAGCGUAUCAAAAAGAGAAAGCUUGGACAUGAGACUGACGUUUAUAGCACAGGAACACAAUGUUUUGAAUGUCGAAAGACAUACAGCACUCCACAAUCCCUUCGAGAACACAUGCAAAAGCACAAUAUACAAUUGCCACAACGAAUAACAGGAAUCAGACGAUAUAAUAAUGAUGAAUAUACCUAUGUUAAGGCUACCAAAUCACACGAUGACAUUGAGAAGCACUUUGGCUGCCCUGCAUGCAUCGCUCAUUGUAUGGAAAUCGACGAGUUGAAGACCCAUUAUUAUGCCAACCAUUUAGAAACCUUGCCAGAACAAUCACAGACGACAUCGCAGGAAGAACCAGCAACAGGGCAACAACAAAGCUACAACAGCCAAGACCAGCCUAACAAACGUCGCUUAAGCAAUAUCCUUGGAACUGAGUUGUUGGAUCCAUUAUGCCUAUCGUUUCCGCCUCUUGAUCACGAUGACCAUUUGUUGGUACAAAACUUCGAUGCAACAAUGGCGUUUCAUAAGCUGCAGCUCUCAUUAUGUCAACACAAAUGGAAACUAUCACUCGAAAAUCACAUCCACUGCGCCAUGGCAGCCACCCACAUUUUGCUCUUGUCACGAAAUCAGUACCCAGAGGAUUUAUCACCCUAUUUCAGCAAUCACGACCUCAAGGCAACCAUCAAUGGGAUUGAGACAAAAUAUGGCAUUAAAAAGCUUCCAAUGUCAAUGGCGACGACUACCAGCAUGAUCGGCAUCGUUCAAAAUCUUACCAUGGGAGUAAUCAGUCGAGAUAAAGCGAUUGCACACCUUUUGGAUUUGGACCUCCCCACAAAUGAGAACAAGUUCAAAAAAUGCAUAAUCGAUUUGAUUCGGAAGCUUCCUCCCGUACCUUUGCAGAAGACAUCAACGAAUUUGAACUUAGCACUCGAUACGUUGAUCCUUUUUUAUCUGGUUUAUUUGACGAUCCGGACGAGGGCAUAUACCUACGAAGCUCGACAGAAUGAAGAUUUAUCAACAAAACGUCCCGAUAUAUGUAUAAGUCGUUUACAUGGGAUGACAUGGGCGUCGAAUCAUGGCUAUGGGGAAGUUAAGUCAGCUGCUCAAGGUGGUAACAAUUAUUCGAUUUGUCGGGAUCUACUUCGCGUUGGUAUAUUCUGCAAGAAUGCUCUCGAUACACAUAACAUGGAAGGUGUACUGGGUCUGCAGGUUAUUGGAAGAAUGGUUACGUUUUAUGUCUUGGUUUUGCCAUCAACAGGACUUUAUGUCAUGUACGAGCUGGAAAAAAUCAAGAUUCCUAGCUGCUUGUAUGAUUUAACUAAACUUAUUGUGGAUAUGCCUCGCGUUUGUCGCGUACUUGACACCUUCAAUCGCAUCUGCAAACCAUCAGUCCAUCAAGCAAUGCCUAGCCGACACCGCCCAACGAUCACGACGUCUGCCUUCAAUGGCGUUUUUUCACCAUCCCAAGAUCGCAAAAGAUCAUGUCAUUUGAAAUAUCAACAUAAUUAG
Molecule: messenger RNA, 2313 nt
Organism: Phycomyces blakesleeanus NRRL 1555(-)
Lineage: Eukaryota; Fungi; Mucoromycota; Mucoromycetes; Mucorales; Phycomycetaceae
Product: Homeodomain-like and zinc finger-domain-containing transcription factor
Exons: 4
Coding region: 1-2313 (770 amino acids)
Molecular function (GO): nucleic acid binding
Source: RefSeq, a predicted model, not a curated record